AUCUCGGGCCGGGCGGAUGCAUGACGGCCGCCUGCCUCAGUGCCAUGGACGCCAUGGUUCGGGCGGGCGGGGUGCACGCUGCCGCCGCCCUCCUGCUGCUGCUGCAGGCGACCCUGGCGCACGCCGACUGCCCGCCCGGACACAUGCCGUGCCCCAAGAGGCAGGACAAGCAGCGCUGCCUGGCGCCGCUCUACGCGUGCGACGGCUACGACGACUGCCAGGGCGGCACGGACGAGAGGGGCUGCCGCGGGCGCUGCAAGGACGGCGCCCGCGAGUGCGACGGCCGCUGCCGCCGGGCAGCCUACUGGUGCGACGGCACGAGGGACUGCGACGACAACCAGGACGAGGCGAACUGCGGUGCUGGUCGGCCGACGGAGCUGCGGACGUGCCCCCAGACGGGGGCACUGCACAGGGACAGGCAGCUGUUCUGCGACGGUCGCAACGACUGCACACGGGGCUAUGACGAGCGCGGCUGCAGCAGCGCGCAGGACUGCAAGGCGGGCUCGUACUUCUGCCUCAACAUGAAAGGCUCGGAGCGCUGCAUGCACCCCAAGACGCGCUGCAACGGCUUCCAGGACUGCAGGGGCAACGAGGACGAGAAGAACUGCCCCUCAGCGUCAAGCUCUCAGUCUCAUCCGACCUAUCCCGCUACACCUGCACCUCCACCGGGCACCACGACCACGACUGCAACGCCGCCGCCGCCGCCUCCGUCGGACCAUGCGGGACCUCCGAUAGAGGAGACACCAGCUUUGGAGAUGCCAAUAAUUGAGUCUCGCGUGCCACUACCGACGCCUGAUGCUCCGGUGGAGGGCGGCUCUCGCCCUCUGGUGUACCUGAUGUGGGCUCUCUUCGUCCUGGUGAAGGUGCUGGUCGUCGCCUCGCUGUACAAACUACGAUUGUGCUUGAGGGCUCGUGCAAGCAGAUUGGAUUCAGGGGUCGACAGAGCGCCUUCUUUUGUGUACCUGGGGCCGAGUGCGAAGCGCGCGACGGACUCGCCGCCUCCGGAGGGCGACGUGAACUGUGAGCACAAAUACAAGGAACGCAGACUUGUGGAAGUGCUCGAGGAACCAGAGGCAGAGGAGGUGAGGGAUGAGCAGCAGGGAAAUGACCUCGGCCUCGGGCAGGUGAUGGCGUCUACUGCAGCCGACCUUUUUGUCUCCACCCUCAGCGAGCUGGACUUGCUAAGUCAAAAGUGGUACUGUGAUAAUAAACAAAACGCUCUGUGAUGUGAUGUGUUUUUAUAUUACUGUGAUUUUCUGCACUUCUGUAUGCGGCUCGUUUCACUCAACAGUUGACGUUGAUAAUACUUAUCGGUGUUGCACGACUAGCACAAAAUUCGAGCGCUGACCUUGCCGCACCCGCACUGCACCGGGCCGAGUGCCGCGGGUAUUCCCCAUACGAUUAUCGUUUCUCAUCCAAUCCCAGUACGUGGUUCUGUUCCCAGCGCUUACAAAUAUCACUAAGAUGUG
Molecule: messenger RNA, 1469 nt
Organism: Frankliniella occidentalis (western flower thrips)
Lineage: Eukaryota; Metazoa; Arthropoda; Insecta; Thysanoptera; Thripidae
Product: very low-density lipoprotein receptor-like
Exons: 4
Coding region: 21-1226 (401 amino acids)
Cellular component (GO): plasma membrane
Molecular function (GO): protein binding
Source: RefSeq, a predicted model, not a curated record